AGACGCCAAGUGAAGCUACCGAAAAGCGGUUUACACCAGAUCAAAGGGCGCCUUGAGACAACGCCAAACACGAGAAAUAUCUUUUGUGGAAAAUUUCACAACAAAAGCUAGAUGAACCGAAGAGAAUAGGACUGAUGAAGCGCUAAUUUCCAAGGAAUUGCGUUUCUUUUGCUAAUGGCUUUGGCUUAAAAGUUCCAUUCACUGAUGUGCGAAUUACAUGCCACAAUUCACUAAUGAGAGAGCCUCGCUCGUUGAUUGGUCGCUGUGUGAAUCUGUCAAUAUCGCUAAUCUAAUGACAAGGGUGACAUGCAAUCGACUAAACACUGACAAAACACCUCGCUGAAGCCAGAAUGAAAUCACUCUUAAAAUAGCGGGCGCAAUGCAUGUAACACGCCGCAUCGUGUAUGUAGCUUUGAUAUUUUCUAGCGCGUUCUACGUCGCUCUCAGCAGAGAAAGGAAAUGUGAAAAGAUCAAGAUACCUUUGUGUCAAAGUGUUGGCUAUAACUUCACAUACAUGCCAAACAUGUUCAACCACGACACACAGGAAGAAGCGGCGCUUGAAGUUCAUCAAUUCUGGCCGCUAGUCGAGAUCAAGUGUUCGGCAGACCUGAAGCUCUUUCUGUGCUCCAUUUAUGCUCCUAUAUGUCAGCCGAACUUUAGGAAAGAAAUUCCCCCAUGUCGAUCGCUUUGCCAGCAAGCAAGGGAAGGUUGUGCGCCUCUUAUGCGCCAGUACGGCUUUUCGUGGCCCAAACGAAUGAGAUGCGAAAACUUUCCUAAAUUUGGAAAUAAGAUAUGUGUAGGAAAAAACGAAAGUACAACAACUCCGACGUCAACAACAGCUAGAACAACAAGUGCACCGAUAUCGGCGAAAGGAGGUGAUUCGGGCAAUCAGGCGGUCAACUGUUGCUCUUGCAGACCGCCGUUUGUGUCAUUAACUGACGAAAAACUUAAACCGAAUUUGCGGGACAUUUCUACAGGGGGUGUCCCACACUGUGUAAUGUCUUGCAAUAAAACGUACUUCUCGCAGGAUCAAGAAAACUUCGCAUCGUUCUGGAUUGGACUGUGGGCUGUCCUGUGUUUUAUCUCUACCCUCGUAACCUCGCUGACGUUUCUUAUCGACAUGCAACGGUUCAGAUAUCCCGAGCGACCGAUCAUUUUUCUGUCCGUCUGCUAUUGCUUUGUGGCUAUAGGUUACAUCAUUCGCUUCAUCGCCGGAUACAAGAACGUGGCAUGCGAUUCUCAAGGCUUGAUGAGAUACGAAACAUCAGGACCGGCCGCAUGUACCAUCGUUUUUCUACUGAUUUAUUUCUUUGGAAUGGCAUCGUCACUGUGGUGGGUCAUAUUGUCCUUCACCUGGUUUCUCUCUGCUGGGAUGAAGUGGUCAACAGAGGCCAUCACCAACUAUUCACAGUACUUUCAUGUGGCCGCAUGGCUUGUUCCAGCGAUACAAACCAUCGCUGUCCUAGCGAUGUCUACAGUAGAUGGAGACCCAGUCAGUGGGAUUUGUUUUGUCGGAAAUCAUAACCUUCAGAGUUUGAUCGUUUUUGUUGUUGUACCCCUUCUCGUGUACCUGGUGUUUGGGACGUCCUUUUUAAUAGCGGGUUUCUACUCAUUGGUUCGUAUUCGGAAAGUUUUACGUAUGCAGACUGAUAAACUGAUCAAAACUGAUAAACUUGAAAAGCUAAUGAUUCGCAUCGGAGUCUUCUCUGUCUUAUACACUGUGCCCGCCACUAUUGUUGUGGCUUGUUAUUUUUACGAAUUUGUAAACAGGGAAACCUGGGAGAGAUCCGUGGUGUGUGCGGAUUGCAACAAUGUAAAUCAGGUUCGACCGGACCAUUCGGUGUUUAUUAUCAAGUAUUUCAUGGCGUUGGUUGUCGGCAUCACGUCGGGAUUUUGGAUCUGGUCUGGUAAGACAAUAGAAUCUUGGAAAAGAUUUUGCAAUCGACUACUUGGCAACACACAAGCACGAAGAGAAAAGGGGGAAAGAACUGUAACGGCCACUGUUUGAAUAAGCUGACUAAAUGUUUGUUUUAAUCAGAAAUAUUUAAUACCUGCCGGCCCACUCGCUUGAACAAACCAUCGCUAAUAAAGGUCUUUUGAAUGCACUGUUAUCAGCUUAUUCGGCCAUGAAGUGCAUAGUAUGCCAAACAUUUACCACAGAGCAGGCUAAAACUGCCAAACGAAACAACUUGGGAACGCUAAUCCUUCCGGACCAUUCAAACUGUAUAAAAGUACACGUAUGGACCGAAGGAAAAUGAAGCACGCUUGAAUAUUACGUUAAACAUUCAUGAUUGAAGACAAGUAAAAUUUGCAUAGGCUAAUGGAUUAAGUUCUUUUUUAAGUCAUCCCUGGACGCUUUCAAACGUGAUUUUAAAGCAAAGAACUCAAUAGAAGCAUUUUAAUUCAUAAUUCCUUGGGAAGUAAUAAAUCCAAACAUCUGCGGUGAUUACAGCACCAAGCUUUUAACCAUCAGACAGCUGACUGAAGAGUUCGCAAGCAAAAAAGAGGUUUUGUAGAUACGCACUGGACGUUAGCAAUCUUUUCAAUAGUCUAAUUAUGGUGCUAAUUAAAGGUCCCAAGAGGGGCGUCCACCUAAGGCUAUUAACGCCAGAUCAUUCAGCAAUACGCUGUUUAAAAUAAGUUGAGCUGGAGACGACGUUGUUUACAGGUUAUAUUUUAGAUAAGAUAAUAUAUUUCUACCGGCAGUUUAUCCUAAACAAGUCGCUUCACGAACCAGUCUCGCUAGUUGAAAGUCUCAAUGCAAGACAAUAACGUCCUAGGUCACAUUAAAUAUCUAAGAUUUUUUAA
Molecule: messenger RNA, 2808 nt
Organism: Pocillopora verrucosa
Lineage: Eukaryota; Metazoa; Cnidaria; Anthozoa; Scleractinia; Pocilloporidae
Product: frizzled-5-like
Biological process (GO): canonical Wnt signaling pathway; non-canonical Wnt signaling pathway
Cellular component (GO): plasma membrane
Molecular function (GO): Wnt-protein binding; Wnt receptor activity
Source: RefSeq, a predicted model, not a curated record